This is a messenger RNA of Rotaria sp. Silwood2, 2565 nucleotides long. The record is from the annotation of a GenBank genome assembly. Lineage: Eukaryota; Metazoa; Rotifera; Eurotatoria; Philodinida; Philodinidae.
AUGCGUAUUGGACAAUCAAUUUGGUCUCGAGAAGACUUUAAUCUAAACAAUCCAACAAGUUCAUUGGUACUUUCAACAAAAGCUAAAAGUUUGAUUAAAUUUCGUUCUGAUACAGACUUAAAUCGUAGUUUUGAUACACAUAAUGAUGAAAAUGAACAAGAAAUUAUCUUACCACAUGGACAUCCAAUCAAUUCAAGUAAAAAUCUUUUUUCAAAUUUACAAUUACGUAGUCGUAUUUAUGAGCAACAACAAUUCGUAUCAAAGGAUGGUACAGUUAAAACUGUUUAUUAUUUUCGUGCAACAAGAAUAUGUAUUGAUGAAUCUGGUCCAUUUUGGCCUAUGGCAUUUCCUAUAAAACAUCCAACACCAUCAUUUUUAUUUUAUACACGAAAUGAAAAAAAACAUCGUUUUAAAGAAUAUUAUUAUCUACAUGAUAAUCAUUUUUUAGGUAAAAAUCAUCAACAAACAUUUGAUAAUCAACCAGCUAUGUUUAAAUAUACCGAUGUUCUUAAACAUCCAAUUCUUGUUUAUGAUAUGGAUAAAUCACCAAGACAACAACAACCUAAAGCAAAUGAUAAUGAACAAAUGUGUCCAUCGUUAAUAUUUGAAUCACGUUUUGAAGGUGGAAAUUUAAGACAAGUUAAACGUGUAGGUCAAUUUGAAUAUGAACUUAUCCUUCGACCCGAUCUAUAUACCAGACGACAUACACAAUGGUACUAUUUUCGUGUACAAAAUAUGAUUGCUAAUAUAACGUAUCGUUUUCGAAUUAUUAAUUUGGUGAAAAAAAGUAGUCUAUAUAAUGAAGGUAUGCAAAUUCUGCUUUUUUCGGAUGUAGCAGGAAAGAAAGAACUACGAGGUUGGCAUCGUGUGGGUCAUCAUAUUAAUUAUGCAGAAUAUAAACAACGCACUUAUAAUCCUUUACUUGAACGAGAUAUUAAUUAUUUUGAACUUGAUUUUCAACUUGAAUUUCCUCACACAAGUGAUACAUGUUACAUAGCACAUUGUUAUCCAUAUACAUUUUCAGAUCUCAAGGACGAUUUAGAUUAUUUAUCAUCAAUAAGAUCACAAGAAAUUUUUCGUCGUGAUAUUUUAUGUGAAUCUCAAGCAGGAAAUUCAUGUUUUAUUGUAACUGUGACUGAUGAAUCGGUACCAAUAAGUCAAAAAAAGUUUGUUUUUAUAACUGCACGAAUACAUCCAGGUGAGACAAAUUCAAGUUAUAUGAUGCGUGGUGUACUUGAAUUUAUUACAUCAGAUGAUAGAGUAGCUCAAAAAUUACGUUCACAAUUAGUAUUUAAAAUUAUACCAAUGCUCAAUCCUGAUGGUGUUAUUAUUGGUAAUUAUCGAUGUUCAUUAACAGGAAAAGAUAUGAAUCGUAAUUUUCGUCAUCCACGUAAACAAACUUUUCCAACAAUUUAUCAUAUGAAACAAUUAAUGCAAGAUUUACAAAAAGAAGAACAUGAAAUUUUAGCUUUUUGUGAUCUUCAUGGUCAUAGUCGUAAAUCGAAUGUAUUUGCUUAUGGUUGUGAUGGAUGUGAUGGACCACAACCAAAUAUGAAGAACUUUUUAAAUGCACGUAUUCUUCCAUAUAUUAUGUCAAGAACGGCACCGGAAAUGUUUGCAUUUGAUUAUUGUAAAUUUCAUAUACAUCGAUGUAAAGAAUCUACAGGACGUGUUGUUAUGUGGAAGGAAAUGUUAAUAAGAAAUAGUUUUACAUUAGAAGCGUCAUUUGCAGGAUCAAGUAUUGUGUAUGUUUUGCCUAUUCUAAAUAAUUAUAAUAAAUAUAUAAAACAAAAAAAUUUUUAUACUUAUUACAGAGAAAAACCAUGUCAUUUUAAUAUUCAAGAUUAUGAAAAAUUUGGACAAUGUAUAUGUCAAUCAUUAAGACAAUAUUUAGAUAUUCUUUGUGAUUCGACACGAUUGGAUUCAAUAUUUUUGGAUAUAACAAAAAGUGUUCUUCGUAAAUUAGGAAAAGAAAAAAUUCCACCUGCUUUAUUACCUGCUGUUUAUCCAGAAGAAAAACAAACUGAUGAACCACAAAUAUCAAUUACUUCAGUCGCUAGUUGUUUACAAGUGUUAUCACAAUGUCAUGAUACUAUUAAUGAACAAGAUGCAUCAAGUUCUAGCGAUUCAGAUAGUGAUCCUGAAGGUGGUGAAUUACCUGAUAUUCCAUAUCGAAAAGAAGACCAAUCAUUAAAGAAAAAAUUAAAAAAGAAAAGAUCAGAAAAAAUUAUUGAAGAACGUGUUCAAAGAAUAGCUCAUAAACGAGAGGCAAACGAAGAAUCUAAUGGUAUUAGCGGUACUAAUGGUACUAAUGGUACUAAUAGUACUAAUGGUAUUAAUGAUACCAAUCGUCGAAUACGUGUAUCCUAUCCAUAUACAUCGGAAAUUGAUAUGAAUUCACAAUUAAAACUUACACUUGCCGUUGACCAGAUGGACAAAGCAACUCGUACAUUACCACCACGAGGUACUCUAUUUACAAGUAAAUAUGCUAAUAGAAGUGGUCAUGGUCUACCAAUUUUUACUACUGAACGAGCACUAGAACGAAGACAAGUGAAAUUAUUUUAA